Molecule: messenger RNA, 3210 nt
Organism: Photinus pyralis (common eastern firefly)
Lineage: Eukaryota; Metazoa; Arthropoda; Insecta; Coleoptera; Lampyridae
Gene: Sara
Product: zinc finger FYVE domain-containing protein 9
Exons: 14
Coding region: 138-3179 (1013 amino acids)
Biological process (GO): endosomal transport
Cellular component (GO): early endosome membrane
Molecular function (GO): metal ion binding
Source: RefSeq, a predicted model, not a curated record
AUUGAAUUUGACAUUUAUUUAUGAAAAAAAAAUGUGAAACGUCAAAAGUUUUAAUGGAUUUAAUUAUGUUUUAAUUUAGUUUUAACUGUUCUAAACCGCAAUAUGUAAACGUUACUUGCUAGUUUUAGGUCUACACGAUGGAUAAGUACACUGUCGAUUUGGAUAAAGUAUUAAACGAUUUCGAGUACAGCGAACUCACCGAUCAGUAUAACGCCCUGUCGAGCAAUGAAACCGCGCCGCAAAGGAAUCCUGACUUUUACAAGUACAACAACGUACCGCCCAAGCACAAUAUCACCAAGGUUUUCGAGAGCUUAAACGAGUACCUCAACUCGGAGAUCGGGAAUAAUCCGGAGAGCUCGCUCUCUCAGUCUGUCUGCGAAAAUCCCGCGCCUGUUUGUGAGGAGCUCGCACCCGUUUGCGAAAAACCCACUGACAUAGUUAGCGUAACCACGGAGGAACCGCCCGAACCUCUCAUUAUUGUUCCCGGUCCGAUUGUAGAGGAAGAAGUUGAGGAGGUGAAGGAAUCUCAAGCCAUCGAGAACGAACCGGAAUUGGCUGUGGAAACGAUCGAUGUUGUGGAACCGGUGGACGACGUGAAGCCGGCCGUCGGUUUUGACACGGCCAUCGAUGACUCGAGCUUGUCCGAAUACUUGGAAGAAUUGGAGAUGGAGAACCCGCCGACCGAGGAACCCGUUGAACCCUCGCGACCGUGCAGUUUGCCCGUGAAUAGUACAGUUCAAAUUGACCUUGUCGGGGAGCCGGGUUCGACGCCGUACAACAACGUGUACGUGUCCGACACGCUAAACAAACCGGAGAGUGAUCCGGAGUCGUCUCCCACGCCUUCGCCGACGUUUUCCGAGGCGUCGACCGAAUCAAACGGAUCGACGGCGACCACCGAAAGUAUCGCCGACGGUCCCCCUCCCGAUAAUACUCAGGUAGCCGAAGUUGUCGAUGUCCCAAACCGCACGGACGAAGACGGUGCGGAAGCUGACGAUAAUUUACCUACGAUGUCGAGUACCACCCUCGGAAAGCAGGCUCCGGUUUGGAUACCGGAUUCGGACGCGUUGAGCUGUUUGCAUUGUGAUACUAGGUUUACCGUGAUUAAGCGACGGCACCAUUGCAGAGCGUGUGGAUUGGUUCUGUGCGCCAAAUGCUCGAGUAAGAGGUACAAAUUGGAGUAUCUAAGCGAAGAGGCGCGCGUCUGCGUCAAAUGUUACGACCUUUUAAAUAAGGACACCAAUAGCAGCUCGGGCAGCGAGGGUCUUUCGUCGACGAACUCGCCGAAUCACCCAAGCGUAACGCCAAAUCCGAAUAAUCCCAUGGAGUACUGCUCGGUGGUGCCGCCGCUUCAGCAGGUUAACGCCUCUAGUCAGAAUCCCCCCACCGUUAUGGUGCCGGUCGGGGUUCUGAAACGGAAAGGUGCUACGAAGCUGAGAACAAACAAGAGUGUGAUAUUUUGCGACGGCAUCCGACCCGGCAGCGAACUGACGAACCUGGACAACGACUUCAACUACAAUUGCAAGCUGGUGAAGUUCCCGCACGAGAACAAGAACAAUUUCGUGGACGGCGUCACGAAGAGCUUCAUUCCGCACAAGGAAGACGACCUACCUCCGAUCGUUAACAUCUACAAAUCAGACGUCUCCUACAUUCCAUUCGACUCGGCCGUACACACCGUCGAGUCGCUGAAAAAGGACAAGCUCACCAUGGCCAUUCACACCAACUUGUAUGUUCACGUUAAGAUCGUCAAUAUGGACUGCUGUAUUAAUAAGUGGGCGUGGUGUUUCUCGACGGAGGGCAUGAUCAAUGUCGGACAGGACGAGAUACUCAUCUUAUUGGAGUACGUCGAUAACGAGAAGUGCAUUCCGAAGGACGUAUUGUUUCAUCUCGAUAGCAUUUACAAUAAUGCCAAAACGGGUUCCAGCAUAACGGACUACGGUAUCUCGCUGCACGAGACCAACAACUUCUUGGACUCGAAAAAUCACGUGGGUUUCCUGUACAUAAGACCGACCUUUCAGUGCUUGCAAAACGUAAUCGUCCCCAACGAAAUGUACCUGAUCGGCAUUUUGAUACACAGAUGGGAAAUGCCGUGGGCGAAGAUCUUUCCGCUGCGAUUGAUCCUGCGACUCGGCGCCGAGUACCGCUACUACCCGUGCCCAAUCGUGUCGACGCGUCAUCGCGAGAGCGUGUUCGUCGAGAUCGGUCAUACGAUCAUAAAUCUGCUAGCUGACUUCCGCAAUUUUUCGUACACGCUGCCCUGCAUUCGAGGUCUGACGAUUCAUAUGGAGGACAAGAAUACGACCGUCACCAUUCCUUUAAACCGAUACGAUCAGGUGGUCAAGUCGCUCAAUAACUCGAGCGAUCACAUCCUGGCGUUCGGCGGGAAUUUCAGCACGAAGGCCGACUCGCAUCUCGUCUGCAUUCAGGACACGCAGGGAAACAACGAGAAUACGUACACGACGCACGCGAUCAACAUCCACAAUCGUCCGAGGAAGGUGACGGGCGCGAGCUUCAUCGUCUUCAACGGGGCGCUGAAGUCGUCGAGCGGCCUCGUCGCCAAGUCCAGUAUCGUCGAGGACGGGCUCAUGAUUCAGAUACCGCCCGAGCACAUGGUGCAGAUCCGCGAGAACCUGCGCACCAUGAAGAACCACACGAUACAGUGCGGUUGCGUUAACGUCGCCUCGGACGAGACGAUUAACAUUGUCUGGGGGGAAAACGACACGAAUUUUAAUUUAGGUGUGCAAUCGUCGAUCGACAACCAAUCGCUGACCGCCGUGCCCUCGAUUCGCGUCCACAACGGCAAGGAUUACACCUGCAACAGCGGCAAUCGACUAAUACGUUGGACGGAGGUCUUCAUACUGCAGAGCGGAAACGAUAGCGGUCGCGGGACGGACGUCGACUUUUCCAAACUCGCCGAAAGCAUAAGCAGAGCCACCUGUCAGGCUCUGGUGAAGUAUUUGGACCUAUUGUUGAGCAACAAUUUCUACAAGAUCGGAAUUCGUACGAAUCUGCACGUGGAAAACGUGUCGUACAGCGCGGGCAGCAAUGGCACGAAAUUGCCUCCGAUUUACAUGAAAAGUUUAGAUAACGAGCUAAUUCCAGUUUUACACAAAAUAACCUCAAAUAAUCUAGGAGACUCGUCUGUCGUUUUAGAAUUGGUAUUUCGCAUUUUAAAUGUAUAGUAAUAAUAAUAAAAAUAGGUUAUGUAACAAA